This is a messenger RNA of Python bivittatus (Burmese python), 1644 nucleotides long. The record is from RefSeq and is a predicted model, not a curated record. NCBI's taxonomy places the organism in Eukaryota, Metazoa, Chordata, Lepidosauria, Squamata, Pythonidae.
CUGGGGGGAGGAGGGGGCUCGUCUCAUUUAUCCCCACCAAAACAACCCUGCAAGGUGACAGAACUGAAAAUGCACCCAACCAGUGAAGAAUCUGGAUUAGGAGAAGCUGUUGCAAGAGAAGGAAAUGACCAAGAAAUAAAAAGCUGUGAGCAGGAAGGUAGCACUUCCAGCAGUGGGGACAGCUUAAUUAAAGCAGAACAACAGCCUCAGCUGCCUGAAGGAGAGCAAGGGAUAGAAAGGGAUAUUAGCUAUGAGCAUCAAAAGCUAAAAGCUGAUGAUACUGACUAUAGCAAUGGAGAACCAGCACCACUGAAAAGAGACAACUCUGGGAAUGAUACAGGCCAACAGAAUAUGCAGAAAACAAAUGGUAAUUGUGUGUCAGUAACUGAUUCAUCCUCUGAACAUUCAGAAUUAAAACAAUGUGGCAUGAGAAUGACCAAAAAGCUGCUGAGGGACCUCUGCAAACAACACAAGUUAUAUGUGACUCCAAGCUUGAAUGACACCCUUUAUCUCCAUUACAAAGGAUUUGAUCGUUUGGAGAACUUGGAAGAAUAUACGGGCUUAAAGUGCCUAUGGCUGGAAUGCAAUGGCCUGACAAAGAUUGAGAAUCUGACUGCACAGACAGACCUACGUUGCCUUUAUCUGCAACUCAAUUUGAUUCAUAGAAUUGAGAACCUUGAACCUUUGCAAAAACUGGAUUCUCUCAACCUCAGCAACAAUUAUGUGAAGACCAUUGAAAAUCUCUCUUGUCUGAAAGUUCUUCACACUCUGCAAAUUGCUCACAAUAUGUUACAAACGGUGGAAGACGUACAGCACUUACAGGAAUGCCCAAGUAUUAGUGUACUUGAUCUCUCUCACAAUAAGCUAGAUGAUCCCCAUAUUUUAGACAUCCUGGAAACCAUGCCUGAUUUGCGUGUGUUGAACCUAAUGGGAAAUGAAGUAAUUAAGAAAAUAGCUAACUAUAGGAGGACACUUACUAUCCGAUUAAAACAACUGACAUAUUUGGAUGACAGACCAGUUUUUCCAAAGGAGAGAGCCUGCGCAGAAGCCUGGGCUUCAGGGGGGCGUGAAGCUGAAAAAAAGGAAAAGGAAAUGUGGGAAUCGAAAGAAAGGAAGAAGAUACAAGAUAGUAUUGAUGCUCUCACCGCAGUCCGAAAAAGAGCUAAAGAGAAGAAGAAGCAGGAGGAAAUGGAAGAAAGGGGUGGCGGCUCAGCUGACGAACCAGAGAAAAUACCAUCUUCAAGCAAUGACACCGUGGCAGAAAAUGGAGUGGAGACGUUAGGUGUUUUGGAAUCACUGGAGACAAAGCAGAAGAUUGAGAAAUUUGUGAUAGAGACUAUGGAUGCCCAAGAAGAAGCUAUAGCUGCAGCCGCAAUCUUGGGUGAUCAGUUGGGUAGAUCAGAGAAUAAUCCAUAUCAACAGGAAGCACAAAAACUGGUGGCUUCAGGCUUUACACCUAUUGAAGAAGAAACAGUCUAUAGGAUCUCUACAGAAGGGCCACUGUGUACUGAAUGCACUAACUUGGCAGAUAUUGAACACAUUAUGUUGGAUGUGCCAGAAAAACUUUUCCUUGAUGAACUUCCUGAUUUGGAAGAUGUAGAUACCAGUGAAUAUUCAUUGAGGGAGGACAUCUUCAUCAAAAAG